Messenger RNA from Oryza brachyantha (malo sina), 936 nucleotides. RefSeq names its product D-aminoacyl-tRNA deacylase. Gene Ontology annotation, biological process: tRNA metabolic process. Gene Ontology annotation, molecular function: D-tyrosyl-tRNA(Tyr) deacylase activity. The transcript has 8 exons. The record is from RefSeq and is a predicted model, not a curated record. NCBI's taxonomy places the organism in Eukaryota, Viridiplantae, Streptophyta, Magnoliopsida, Poales, Poaceae. Gene Ontology annotation, cellular component: cytoplasm. The coding region runs from base 169 to 681 and encodes 170 amino acids.
UGGACAAUUUCCUCGGGCCAUCGUCUAUCCGCCUCACCGGCUCCGUGCUCCGGCCACCACCACCAGAGCCGCCGCCCGAGGGUGUCUCCGGCGACUCACCUCUCCAGUCCCGUCGCCGCACGCGAAGCCCAGAGACCCGGCGCGGCGGAGGGGAGGAGGAGGAGGGAGAUGAGGGCCGUGGUGCAGCGCGUCCUCUCGGCCAGCGUCGAGGUGGAGGGGCGGGUGGUGUCGGCGAUCGGCCCCGGCCUCCUCGUGCUCGUCGGCGUCCACGAGGCUGACACGGACGCCGACGCUGACUACAUUUGUCGGAAGGUUCUCAAUAUGAGGCUAUUUCCUAAUGAGAAGACUGAAAAGGCAUGGGAUCAGAGUGUUAUGCAGCGGAAAUUUGAAGUUCUAUUAGUCAGUCAAUUUACCUUGUAUGGAAUCCUGAAGGGUAACAAGCCAGAUUUUCAUGUUGCUAUGCCACCUGCUAAAACAAAGCCAUUCUAUGCUUCUGUAGUCGAGAAGUUUCAGAAGUUCUACUCAACUGAUGCAGUGAAAGAUGGAAUUUUCGGAGCAAUGAUGAAGGUUUCUUUAGUGAACGACGGCCCUGUAACAAUGCAAGUUGACUCACCCUCAUUGCAAAAUCCUGCUCAGUCAAGCAACGGUGAUGUUGGCUUGGUUGGGGAUAAUGAAGCAUGAAUUCCUAAAGCGAAUUGUUAAAUCUCGGUGUCUGAUCUUCUACACUCACUGCAGAUGAUUUGGACCUGUCCAUUGUCCCACAUUGAGUCAAACAGAAUUUUGAGUUUAUUGUUGAGGGUUGAGCUCUUGGCAAGCGCUACAACUCAUGUUUCCAUUUAUCCACUGAUAUGUUGAUUACUGGGGACAUAUUGUAGAAUUAUUCCUUGUGGAUUAUCAUUGAUCUUCCAUUUAUUUUCAGAUCUCAAAUUUGUUCAA